AUAUAGUUAAGUGUCUCCAGUAGAUGAAAGGCCAUGCCACAAUAAAUCUAAUAGUUUUUUUACGGUAUCACAGAAAAUUUUUUUCAUGUGUUUGCUCUAACAGACUAACACAGCUAUCCCAGAACAAGUGGUAUAAAAACUGUCCUCAAAGGUUCCUGUACAGCUGAGCAAAUGGAAACUUCAUCUACCGAAUGCGACUACUCAGAGCAAGAGACAUUUUCGGUGGAGGAACAUAACCAUAUACCUUGGAAAAGAGGUCUCCAUAUCCCCCAGUUCAUCCAAGGAAAGUCUUUUCUUAUCUUCUGCACCAUACUGGGCAUUGGCUGGGUGCUUCUUAUAGCCCUUCUUUCUCAGAGCCUCAAAAAUUUUGCUCAAAGGGGAAACGGGAAUUUGACGGCGUCUGUGCUACAAGAACUGACUGAGCUGAAAAGGGAGAAUGGCAGAAUUGCCAAAGAAGUCACACAAGUGAUGGGAAAGCUACAUGACAUCACAGUUACUCUAACUGAAAACAGGAAUUUGACGCCCUCUGUACUAGAAGAACUGGCAGAGCUGAAAAGAGUAAAUAGUAGAAUUGCCAACGAUGUAGCACAAGGGACGGGAGAGUUGCACAGCUUCACAGUUGAAUUGAUGGCAAAAGGGAAUUUGACUCCCUCUGCACUAGAAGCACUGAGUGAGCUGCAAAGAGAGACUGGCAGAAUAGCCAAAGAUGUGAUACAGCUGCUGGAAGAGUUUCGUAACUUCACAGAGCUGUCCUGUACUACCUGCCCACAAAAUUGGCUAAGAUUUGAGAAAAGCUGCUACUUCUUUUCAACAUCACUAAAAGCCUGGUUCGAUGCCAAGCAAGACUGUGAGAAAGAAGGGGCUUACCUGCUCAUUGUUAACAGCUUGGUGGAACAUAAUUUUUUGGUAAAACAUCUUGGCAAUGAGCAGGUGUUUUGGAUUGGCCUGAGUGAUACCAACAAGGAAGGGGAGUGGCUCUGGUUGGAUGGUAGUCGUGUUUCUCUCUCCUUCUGGGGGGCUGGAGAACCAAAUAACGCUGGGCAUCGUGAGGACUGUGCUACACUACGUUUCAACGGGAAGUGGAAUGAUGCACUGUGUUCUUUAAAGGAAUACUGGAUCUGCAAAAAGAAAUGCUAGUCAAGCUCCUGUCUACACAGCAACUUUAUUCAACGUUGGGAAAACUUUUGCCUUUAUAAUAUCCCAGGACAUUUUGUAGUACACUGAGUUUUUUGGCUGUAAUAAUAGACAUGUGCACAUCACUUUCUAAAAAGGUUUUUGAACUUAGCACCGCAGAGCAGACAUCCUCAUCUGUUUCCGUCCUUUGAUUUUAUGGACUCUCCUCUUGAAUGCUUGACUGCAAAUUUUGCUUCUUGCUUAGGGUUAACAAACAAACAUUCAAUUUCACUUUGAAGCAUGUUGAACAAGCCUUAUGCAAAUUGACUGCCCAUUUCUUCUGAAGCAUGGAGUACAAAGGCUUCUACUUUUAAACCUGUUUAAGUUGCAUUUGUUAUUAAACUUGUUGCUGUUGUUGCUG
Messenger RNA from Rhineura floridana, 1534 nucleotides. RefSeq names its product C-type lectin domain family 17, member A-like. Bases 172 to 1137 code for a protein of 321 amino acids. The record is from RefSeq and is a predicted model, not a curated record. The transcript is spliced from 8 exons. NCBI's taxonomy places the organism in Eukaryota, Metazoa, Chordata, Lepidosauria, Squamata, Rhineuridae.